Messenger RNA from Daphnia carinata, 984 nucleotides. RefSeq names its product probable methyltransferase-like protein 24. Bases 1 to 957 code for a protein of 318 amino acids. The transcript has a single exon. Gene Ontology annotation, molecular function: S-adenosylmethionine-dependent methyltransferase activity. The record is from RefSeq and is a predicted model, not a curated record. Lineage: Eukaryota; Metazoa; Arthropoda; Branchiopoda; Diplostraca; Daphniidae.
AUGACACGUCCAGCGUGUUCCAUCACCCGUCGGAUGUGUGACAUCAAGAAGCGCACCGUUCUAAUGGCCCUGGCAUUCUUGUUCACACUCAUUUUAGUUUACGUACGAUUUUAUGUUGAUGCAAGGCUCACCAUCACGUCUUACAUCAGCAACUUGAGACAGGAGCAUCGGAGAGCAGAUGCUAAUUCACCCUCUUAUUGGGACGCGUUGCUGGACUCGGACACGCUUACAGGUAACCAGAUCAUGGAAUACUUCCUGUGGAGCAAUCGACCAUCAUGCCAACUGGUACACGAUUUCGGCGGUACGUUGUACGCGAACCCGUCAGGCAUGGACGGCCAGAAAUCAGUGUGCAUCGAUCCUCAAGUGGCACCCAAACCAGACGAUUGUCUUGUUUACUCUUUCGGCAUCAAGAACGAAUGGUCUUUCGACGAACAAAUGUCACAUUACGGGUGUGAAGUGUUUGCUUUUGAUCCGUCCAUGGGCAAGGAGCCGCACGACCACAUGCCUGGUGAUGUCCAUUUCUACAACUGGGGGAUAGGAGAUCGAGACAAGCACGAGGUUGACUCCAACUGGAAGAUCAGGUCGCUUUCGUCCAUUUACGAGGAGCUAUCCGUCCGUCACGGCCGUAAGAUCAUCGACUAUUUGAAAAUGGAUAUCGAGGCUACCGAAUGGCAAGUCCUGCCCGAUAUCAUUCGUUCCGGCAUGUUGUCCAACAUCCGUCAAUUGGGCGUGGAAAUUCAUCUCGUCACGGACGCACCACUAGACAAGUAUCGUGAGUUGGCUAAACUGCUUAGGUCGAUGGAGAACAUGGGGAUGGUGCGCUUCGAUUCCGAAUACAAUCCGUGGUUUCUUGGCGAUUUCGUACACCUUCAACUGUGGAAACACACGCAAGGCUACGAAAUUGCGUGGUACAAUGGCAAUCUAUCGCGCCCUGCAACACCUGCGUUCGUUUUUUAAGAACCUUUUGUGUCAUUGUAAUGAGUA